AUGUCUUCUGAACUGUUUGAUAAGCCUCUGAUCAUUUUAGAAGACGAUACGGAGUUGGAGCUAGCUGAAGGUUGUGCAAAGGCGCAAAACAUUAUGGAAUUUUUGGUCUACUUUACCCGAAAUGAUCUAUCACCAAGUGACGCAUAUCCGAUUAGUACACCUUUGCAUUGGCGAGGUAGAAUAAACAAGCUAGAUGUUAAUAAUCAGGAAGCUAGCGGUCACACUAACUAUACUUUGCAAGGCCAAUCGUGUUACCAGGCACUUGAGGAACUGUUGGGGAAGUACCUGAAAAACUACAAUCAUGGAAAGGCGGUUGUUUUUUUCAACGACAAGAGUAGACUGAGGGCAGAUACUCUGAAGUUUCAGAACUGUUUGGUUAUUGAUGGGGACAUGGACACUGCAAAAAGCGGGAGGUGA
Pichia membranifaciens NRRL Y-2026 is the source of this 417-nucleotide messenger RNA. RefSeq lists its product as hypothetical. The record is from RefSeq and is a predicted model, not a curated record. The transcript has a single exon. Bases 1 to 417 code for a protein of 138 amino acids. NCBI's taxonomy places the organism in Eukaryota, Fungi, Ascomycota, Pichiomycetes, Pichiales, Pichiaceae.